Molecule: messenger RNA, 1536 nt
Organism: Didymosphaeria variabile
Lineage: Eukaryota; Fungi; Ascomycota; Dothideomycetes; Pleosporales; Didymosphaeriaceae
Gene: PRP21
Product: SF3a splicing factor complex subunit
Exons: 2
Coding region: 1-1536 (511 amino acids)
Biological process (GO): mRNA cis splicing, via spliceosome; regulation of alternative mRNA splicing, via spliceosome
Cellular component (GO): catalytic step 2 spliceosome; U2 snRNP; U2-type prespliceosome
Molecular function (GO): RNA binding
Source: RefSeq, a predicted model, not a curated record
AUGGCCGCUACCAAUGGCGACUCGAGCGAUAUCGCCGACAACCCGCCUCCGAACGUUAUUAUACCACCCAAAAAUGUGCGCGACGGCAUUGCGAAGACGGCCGACUUCGUUCAUCGUCGCGGCGAGCGCGACGAGGCCGCCCUGGUUACUCGGGUGCGCGAUCAGGGCAAAUCCAAUAUGGCCUUUGUGCUCCCGGAGGACCCUUACAACCCAUACUACACCUGGUAUCUGCAACAGCUGAAGGACGGCAAAGGCCCGUCCGCAGCAACGGCACGCGUGGUUGCAGACACAAAACCUCAAGGGCCACCCGAGCCGCUCAAGUUCCGCUUUUCGGCGCGCAUGCCUCAGAUCAACGCAAAAGAUCUCGAGAUAUUACGACUCACCGCGCUGUACACCGCGCGGGUUGGUGAAAACUGGCUGAAGGAGCUGCGCAACCGCGAGUCGGGCAACGCCCAGUUUGAGUUCUUGCGCCCAACUCACAGCUUCUUUCCCUUCUUUCGCGCGCUCGUCGAGCAGUAUAAAAUACUCCUUGAGGAGGAGCAGACGGUCGAGGCUCGCAUAGAGGAGCUUCAGCGCAACAUACAGAACCGCUUUCAUGUCUUGGACCGCGCAAAGGAGCGCGCCGAGUAUGUAAAAUAUGUGACGCAGCAAAAGCAAAAGGAAGAGAAGAAGGCCGAAGAUGAGAAGAAGGAGUAUGCUGCCAUCGACUGGCACGAAUUCGGUGUCAUCGCAACCGUAUUGUUCGACGAAGGCGACGAUGCGGCAGAUCUGCCACCGCCGACAAAUCUUACUGACCUGCAGUCUGCUUCGUUGGAGCAGAAAGCCAUGGUAUCGCUAUCUGCAAAACGUAUCGAGGAGGCCAUGCCCGACGACGUCGCAUUCUACAAUACCUCCCAGCAACCUGUCAUGCCACCUUCAGCAUACCCAGGUAUGCCUUCCAUGGCGCUGCCAGUUCAACCUGCGUAUGCGCCACCUCCCGCAGUAUCAUACGGCUACCAACAGACUGCAUCGGUGGAUUGGCAGGCAGACGAAGCCAGGCAGGCUCGAGAACAACAAGCAGAGCGCGACCAGGCUGCUCGAGCACAGGCCACAGCAAGAGGCGCACCAGGCACUAUGCGCAUUAGGACAGACUAUGUUCCCCGUGGCAAGAAGGCGAACGUGACCACGGUCCAGUGCCCGAAUUGCAAGCAGAGUUUCCCUUCAGAUGAGAUCGAGGAGCAUAUGCGAAUUGAGCUGCUUGACCCUCGGUGGAAGGAACAGCGAGCAAAGACUGAAGCUCGCUACUCUACCGUUAUUACCCCCAACGAAGCCGCGAACAACUUGAAACGAUUCGCAAGUCAACGUGACGAUAUAUACGACGGUGUUACUGGCAUGCCAAUAACUGAAGAGGAAGCUGCGCGGCGGAAAAAGGCCGCAACGUCCUAUGAUGGACAGCCCGACCCGGCGAAAGACGCAGCAAGGCUCCACCAAAUGCAAUCGAUGAAUGUGCAGGAGCAGCUGCGUCGUAUUCAGGAGAGACACGGUGGUGGUCAAUAA